AUGUCGACGGCAAUCCCGCAGGGAGGCAGGGGGGCACAAAGUAGGAACGACCAGCAAGCAUUCGGAACGCACAUCCGAAACGCCUCUCGAACCUUUUAUAUGGAAGGGCGCUGUAAAGGAAACCAGCACUUCAAGUGGACCGAGCUGCCUCCCGAAAUCAGACUAGAGACCACGUCGCAUAUGGACAUAAAUCAGCUAUACAACCUCCAGCAAGUCAACAAACACAGGAAUGAAACGGAACUAGAACUGCGUAGACGAGUAUCAUCAACACUUUCUCGCUUCAACCUCGACGUCACCGACACUCUUGGAAUGCUUAAGACGCGUUCGGCACUGAUUUCAGGCUCUGCUGCUCUCGCAGUGGUGGUGCCCGGAUGCGUCGAACCAAGCAAUCUCGACAUAUACGUAUCCAUUCACAGCAAAGAUGCUCUCAUCCAAGACAUUGUACGGGACACGGCGUACCGGGAAUGUACCCCUGGUACAGGCAGCACCAGAGGCAUUGUACAUUCCAGGUACAUCCUGGCGGCCAAAGGCGUGUUAUCAAGCACGUACAUGAUAAACUCCGAGACGGGCAAGCAAAUCAAUGUCAUGGAAACGACGCACGAGCCGUGGACCGCCAUUCUCGCCUUCCACUCCACCGCACUCAUGAACGCCAUCACUCACCAGGGGGUAGUGUCCAUAUACGGCACGCUAACCUGCAAAAGAAUCAGCGUGCUCAACAGCACAGGCAUCACCGAAGGAACGGAAAGAAAACUGCAACCGCAUAUGCAGAAAAUAUGGGAUAAAUACUCGUCUUGUGGAUUAGCCAUGGUAUGGAGUCUAAGGGAUAAAGAGGUAUCUAAACGAUGGAAAGCAGCACGACGACAUACCUGCAAGGAAUGGAGCUACUGCCCCCAAACGAAUCGCACUACAGCCGACGAGGGAGUGAUCACGCUGAGCUUUUCCGAACGGAAAGGUGGGGGGGUCGACAUCCCUUUCAUUCAGUGGAAUUUGGCGGCUCGGAAAGGAUGUGAUGGGAGGGAAUGCGUAAUCCUAGGGCUUAUCCGAGGCGGCCAAGGCCAAUUAAUCCUUUUCUAG
Messenger RNA from Coprinopsis cinerea okayama7#130, 1074 nucleotides. RefSeq lists its product as hypothetical. NCBI's taxonomy places the organism in Eukaryota, Fungi, Basidiomycota, Agaricomycetes, Agaricales, Psathyrellaceae. The transcript is spliced from 5 exons. The coding region runs from base 1 to 1074 and encodes 357 amino acids. The record is from RefSeq and is a predicted model, not a curated record.